AGAUGAACUCCUCAAGUGUUAAAGGUAGAAACAUAAAUCUCUUGAACAAGAAAACCUCGUUUCAUUCAAACACAGCAGGGAAAUUUAAAAUGACACUUUAUUUACACUCAGAGGCUACAGCUUCAUAUACUCCAUAAAACCAUAUAACUAACUCUAGUUAUAUAUAUAUAUCACAGUUUAAUGCACUUUGAUUCUAACACAGUAGAAUGCCAUCAGAGGAAGCAGACCCAGGCAGAGUCACAUGUCUGCUCUGAAGUCAGCUGACAGUGAGACUUCAUAAAGGCAACAACAAGCCUCCCUCUGCAGUCUGCAGCCUUCAUUAUUCAACCCUCCGAGAAACACUCACACAGACAGCCAGGAACCAGCGGAGUCAUGCUGCUCCUCACUCUCCUCUUUGUGUCUUCAGCUUUCGCUACCCCUCUGCUUGGCACCGAGCAGUGCGCCCGUGGCCCCCCCUACUGGUGUCAGAAUGUAAAGACGGCGUCUCUGUGUGGCGCGGUGGCUCACUGCCAGCAGAACGUGUGGAACCAGCCUCAGAUGAAAUCUGUGCCAUGCGACUUGUGCAAAGAGGUGAUGAUUGUGGUUGGACAGAUCCUGAAGGACAACGCCACAGAGGCUGAGAUCCUGGGGUACCUGGAGAAGGCCUGCCAGCUCAUCCCUGAUCAGAGCCUGACUGCCGAGUGUAAGGAGAUGGUGGACAGCUACUACCCUAUCCUCAUUGGGAUCAUCACAGGAGAGCUGGAGGAUCCUGGUGUGGUGUGUGGAGCCAUCGGCCUGUGUCAGUCUCAGCAGGCAGCCCUGGCUAAGUUUGAGAAACAGGGGCAGCUCAUGUCCAAUGAAAUCCCUCAGGUUGACCUCUCCCAGAGAGUUGCCCCUUUCCUUCUGAACGUCCCCGGGCUCCUCUAUCCUCAGGAGAACAAGAAGGUGGAGGCCCCGAAACAGGAGGCACCAAAGCAGGAAGACGACGACGUGUGCCAGGACUGCAUUAAGUUCCUCACUGACGCUCAGAAGGAAGCCAAGGUCAACUCCUCAUUUGUUGAUACUCUCAUCGCCAACAUCGAGAGCCAGUGUGACCUGCUGGGACAAGGCCUGUCUGAAAUGUGCAAGGAGUACAUCAGCGAGUACGGUGCUGUUGUUGUGCAGCAGCUCAUGUCCAUGCAACCCAAAGACAUCUGCGCCCACGCUGGUUUCUGUGCCGAGAUGAAGAAGUCCGUUCCCAUGAUGACACUGAAGGCCGCCAAGAUGGUGCCUGCCGCCGAGACCGUACCCGCCGCCAAAUCUGUCCCCGCUCUCAAGCUCAUCCCCGCCACAAAGGUGCAGCCUGCCGCCGACAAGCCUGCUGAGCGCAUGGUGCGUGUCCGGGAUUCCCCAAAGUGCUCCAUCUGUGAGUUUGCAAUGAAGGAGGUGGAGAACAUGCUGGAGGAUCAGGCGACAGAGGAGGAGGUGAUUCAAGCCGUGGAGAAGGUGUGCACCAUUCUGCCCUCCACUCUGAGCGCUCAGUGCAAGGACCUGAUCGAGACCUACGGCUCCGCCAUCAUUCAGCUCCUGGUGCAGCAGGCCGACCCCAAGACCGUGUGCACGGUGCUGGGUCUGUGCAACGAUCCCAGCCGCACUUAUGUCGCUGCUCUCGACCAGACCCGCUUCAAGGCCGGGGGUUACUGCGACGUGUGCAAGAUGGCCGUCAGGUACAUCGACGGGAUCCUGGAGAAGAACGCUACAGAGGCUCAGAUCGAGGAGGCCGUGAGGAAAGUGUGCAGCUUCCUUCCAGACGCUUUCCAGACGGAGUGUGACCAAAUGGUGGAACAAUAUGAGCCGAUGCUCAUCCAGCUGCUGCUGCAGAUGUUGGACCCAGACUUUGUGUGCAUGAAAGUGGGAGCGUGUCCUGAGACCCUGCGCAGGCUGCUGGGAACAGAGCAGUGCAGCUGGGGGCCGGCAUUCUGGUGCAAGAACAUCCAGACAGCGACCCGGUGCAAUGCUGUGGCUCACUGCAAACGUCACGUGUGGGUAUAAAGGAGGAGGAGGAGGAGCACAAACUGACCUGUAGGGAAUUAAAAGAAACAACUGUAGUGCUGCUUUCCACUUUUAAUUUGUGUCCUGUUUUUCUUUUUAAUGGACUUGCAUGACUGCAGUUUGUGUAAAUUAACUUUGAUAUUGUGGAUAAUGUCAUGGUGGAAAGGGACUGGAUCUGUUGUGUGUUUCCAGGCGGGUGGGGAGGGAAAUGAAAGGAUUGAUUGUGUGUAUAGUUCACAGCAGCUCGGCCCGUCACUGCUUCGCUGUCAGGCUUUGAAUCAUCUUGGUUGUCCUCGCCCGUUUUGCUGGUUGUGGUGUUAGAUCACAAACUCAUGUUGUAUAAUAAAGACCGGCGUCAGAAGGCCCCCCGCUCUGAUCUGCCCCCCCCCCAGCUCCAUUUGAUUCCCUCUCCCAGGACGGACCGACUGCUGACUCGACAGGCUUUUCUUUUAGCAGUCUCUGAUCCUUCCACAGAUCUACAUUUUGUAGACAGAACAUGUGUGUUGUUGUUUUAGGGGGCGGGUUUGGAGGUAAUUAGUCUCAGAGUUUACCUCUCUGUCACCUCCCAUUGUUUGCACUCUUCUACUGUUUGUAAAUCACUGCCUUUCUAACGUACAGAAAGCAUCUCCUGUUUGAUUGUCCGCUUUAAAGCCUGAGCCAACUGUCAGUUGAUCUGAGAAUUUUUAACAAUUAAAGUGAUCCCAAUCCAA
Molecule: messenger RNA, 2720 nt
Organism: Notolabrus celidotus (New Zealand spotty)
Lineage: Eukaryota; Metazoa; Chordata; Actinopteri; Labriformes; Labridae
Gene: psap
Product: prosaposin
Exons: 14
Coding region: 373-2010 (545 amino acids)
Biological process (GO): sphingolipid metabolic process
Cellular component (GO): lysosome
Source: RefSeq, a predicted model, not a curated record